Linum trigynum is the source of this 552-nucleotide messenger RNA. The record is from the annotation of a GenBank genome assembly. NCBI's taxonomy places the organism in Eukaryota, Viridiplantae, Streptophyta, Magnoliopsida, Malpighiales, Linaceae.
AUGGUUUCACGAGUUCUCAUCCUCCUCCUCCUCUGUCUCGGCGCUGUCUGCCCUGCCAACGGGUCUCCCGCUCGUCCUCCUGGCCCGCCGUGGCGCCACCACAUCUUCCUCAGCCACCGGGGUCCCGACGGCCGCCACAAGUUCACCGACCACCUCGACGCCGCCCUCCGCCGCAGCAAACGAAUCAACGUCUUCCGCGACGACCACGACCUCCCCCGCGGCGAGAACGUCACGGAGGCCAUCUCACGCGCCAUCGAGGGGUCCAUGCUGUCCAUCGUCGUGCUGUCCGGAGGCUACGCCUCGUCGGAGUACUGCCUCGACGAGCUGGUCAAGAUCAUGCGGUGCAGGGAGGAGAACGGCCACCAGGCUUUCCCCGUGUUCUACAGAGUCUCCCCGGACGACGACGUGGCCGAUCCGGCGUCGUCUGGGGUUUACAAGGCCGACUUGGACCGCCACAAGAGGAAGUACAGCUACGAGAGGGUGAAUGGCUGGAUCCACGCUCUCCGCUCCAUUUCCCAUAUCUCGGGAUGGGUUAUCACCGAUCACACGUAA